Jatropha curcas is the source of this 1751-nucleotide messenger RNA. It is a transcript of the gene MOT2, whose product is annotated as sulfate transmembrane transporter. Lineage: Eukaryota; Viridiplantae; Streptophyta; Magnoliopsida; Malpighiales; Euphorbiaceae. Gene Ontology annotation, biological process: molybdate ion transport. Gene Ontology annotation, molecular function: molybdate ion transmembrane transporter activity. The record is from RefSeq and is a predicted model, not a curated record.
AGCCAAGCCAAUGAGGUACUUACAUAUUUGCAACGCCCAAAAUUAAGACCUAACAUACAUACGAAGUCCCUGUGGUUGAGUAAAGAAUCAUUAUUCUAACCUCACUGCAAAUCCACACAAACGCACGAAUGGAGCCUUCUUCCACCACUCCUCUCCUCCACCAAAACAGGUGGUGGCGCCGCCGCAUCCGUCUCAAAACAGCCCUUUCCUCCGAACUUUCCGGCGCAGUGGGUGACCUAGGCACCUUUAUCCCAAUAGUCCUAACUCUCACUUUGGUUUCUCACUUAGACCUUUCCACAACACUAAUCUUCACUUCCCUUUACAACAUUUCCACCGGACUUCUCUUCGGCCUUCCCAUGCCGGUCCAGCCGAUGAAAUCCAUCGCGGCCGUCGCCGUUUCCGAGCUCCCCCAUCUCACCGCAGCACAAAUCGCCACUGCUGGCGCUACCACUGCAGCCACUCUUCUUAUCCUCGGCGCCACCGGUCUUAUGUCCUUCUUUUACAAUUUUAUCCCUCUCCCUGUUGUUCGUGGGGUCCAGUUAUCUCAAGGCCUUUCCUUCGCCUUUUCCGCCAUCAAAUACAUUCGCUAUAAUCAAGAUUUUGUCAUUUCCAAAUCCACUUCUCCUCGCUCUUGGCUUGGCCUUGAUGGGUUAAUUCUUGCACUUUCUGCCUUAAUUUUUCUAGUUCUGACCACUGGCUCUGGCGGAGAUAAUCACACAAGCCAAGAUGGUAAUAACGAGGCGUUGACUCAGUCCCGGCGACGAGUCAGUAAAAGAUUGAAACUUCUAUCAGUAAUUCCUUCUGCUCUAAUAGUAUUCUUAUUAGGAUUGGCGUUAUGUUUCAUUCGUGAUCCUUCAGUUAUUAAAAAUCUUCAAUUUGGUCCAUCAAGAAUUCAAAUUCUGAAAAUUACAUGGGAAGAUUGGAAAAUUGGGUUUUUGAGGGGAGCAAUUCCACAAAUUCCAUUAUCAAUUUUGAAUUCUGUGAUUGCUGUGUGUAAAUUGUCAACUGAUUUGUUUCCAGAUCAGGAAUUGUCAGCUACAAAGGUUUCUGUUAGUGUUGGGAUUAUGAACUUGGUGGGUUGUUGGUUUGGAGCUAUGCCAGUUUGCCAUGGAGCAGGUGGAUUAGCAGGGCAGUACAGGUUUGGUGCAAGAAGUGGUGCAUCAGUGAUAUUUUUGGGUAUAGGGAAAUUAGUAAUUGGAUUGGUUUUUGGAAAUUCAUUUGUAAGGAUUUUGGAUCAAUUUCCAAUUGGGAUUCUUGGAGUCCUAUUGCUGUUUGCAGGAAUCGAAUUGGCUAUGGCAUCUAGGGAUAUGGGUACGAAAGAAGAGUCAUUUGUUAUGUUGGUUUGUGCUGCUGUUUCUUUAACUGGGUCCAGUGCUGCGCUGGGUUUUGGUUCUGGGAUUUUCCUUUAUCUGUUGCUGAAAUUGAGAAGCAUGGAAAUUUCUUGUUUUGGAUUUUCUAGAUGCAGCUCUAAUAAAUCUUGUCCUGAAGGGGAAUCUACUCUAGUUACUUGAAGUUUGGAUUAACCCGAACACUGUGGAAAGUAGACCCGCGAAGCAGCCGCUGUUGAUGUAUAAUGAUUAGUGCACGAGACUUUGGCAAUUGGGCCUCUGUGGGGUUUGGUUAUUGUUCAUGUUUCGGGCCAUCGUACAAGUUACUUGGGCCUAUUAGCUAUGAUGUAUGGAUCAACACGAGCACUGGAUAAAAUGCUGGUUCAAUAUGAUUAUAAAAAUAUGCAGAUAUGAUUAUUAUAA